Chrysoperla carnea is the source of this 2029-nucleotide messenger RNA. Its product is annotated as eukaryotic translation initiation factor 2 subunit 3-like. Gene Ontology annotation, molecular function: histone H3K9 methyltransferase activity; GTPase activity; tRNA binding. Lineage: Eukaryota; Metazoa; Arthropoda; Insecta; Neuroptera; Chrysopidae. Gene Ontology annotation, cellular component: eukaryotic translation initiation factor 2 complex; cytosol; nucleus. The coding region runs from base 68 to 1864 and encodes 598 amino acids. The transcript has 3 exons. Gene Ontology annotation, biological process: positive regulation of translational fidelity; formation of translation preinitiation complex. The record is from RefSeq and is a predicted model, not a curated record.
AAAAUUUCAUCAUCUCCGUUUUGAAAUUGGCGUUGUAGCUCGUUUUCGCCACACGGUAACAUAAAUCAUGGCUACCUCUGAAAAUACCGGUGUGACAACCCAAGGGAACUUACAUCAACAAGAUUUAUCAAAACUUGAUGUAACCAAGCUAACAGCGUUAUCGCCAGAAGUAAUCAGUCGACAAGCAACAAUUAAUAUUGGAACAAUUGGGCAUGUAGCUCAUGGUAAAUCGACUGUUGUGAAAGCUAUUUCGGGGGUUCAAACCGUUAGAUUUAAGAAUGAACUCGAACGUAAUAUUACAAUUAAAUUGGAGCGGUGUGAUUACCUUGUAGACAAAUAUACGAACAAAAGACGGAGAACUACUUUUCAAAAUGGCGAAUUUGUUACAAAAACGCCAUAUUCAACUCCAAAACAAAAUGGUGAAAUAUCAAUAAAAUCAUCGCCGAUUGAUCAUAAAACGAAAUCAAAUAAAGAUGGAUAUGAAGACAAAGUUAUCCCACCCAAAAGAAAACCAAAUGGUGGAAAUUUGAAUAAUAAAAAUGGUGGAAAAGAAUAUGAAGUGGAAAAAAUUAUCUCUCAAGAAAUACGAAAAGGAAAAUUAAUGUUUUUAAUUAAAUGGCGUGGUUGGGCUAAUGAAUUUAAUACGUGGGAACCAAUACAACAUUUACGAAAUUGUAAAGGGAUCCUACGCGACUAUAUUAGAAAAGAAUAUGAAAAACAUUCCGGGGAAUUAGGGCAGUUGUGUAAAGAGCUUGCACCACCGUCUACAAUGACUAAACUUCGAUUGGAGAAGUUAAUGAAGGAACCGGAAACACUCAUACCACCAGAUGAGCAAGAAUUACAACAUGAUCUACUAUCGUUGUUAGGUGUUCCGACAGAACAACGCGAUGAAAAAUUGCUGGCGAAAACUUCACGAAGUUUACGUAUUAUGGAACUUCACAAAGCCAGGUGUCAACAAUUGGCUGCCCUGAGAGAAUGGGAAAUCGAAAUUAAUGAAUCAUGCUUAGAACGAGCGUUAAUUAGAGUUGAAAACAAUGUUGAUCUAGAAGGUCCACCAAAGGAUUUUAUUUAUGUAAAUAAUUACGUUCCAGGAUCAGGAGUGGUUAUUCCCGACGAACCUCCUAUAGGUUGUGAAUGUACUUCUUGUAAUGCACGCGCAGAUCAAUGUUGUUUUCAUCAAGGAGGUGGCCAUAAUUAUAGUGUCCUUGGAAUUUUAAAAGUUGCUCAAGGAAGUCCCAUUUAUGAAUGUAAUAAGCGUUGUAAAUGUGAAAUCAAAACUUGUCCAAAUCGUGUGGUAGAACGUGGAAGAACAUAUCCGCUUUGUAUUUUCCGUACUGAUAACGAACGUGGUUGGGGUGUAAAAACCUUACAAAAAAUACCUUUUGGAAGAUUUGUUUGUAAAUAUAUAGGGGAAGUAAUCACCUCGGAAGAGGCUGAGAAACGUGGUCAAAAAUAUGAUACUCUAGGCCGUACAUACUUAUUCGAUCUAGAUUUUAAUUCGACGGAUGAUCCGUACACUGUGGACGCCAUGCGUUUUGGAAACGCAUCACAUUUUAUUAAUCAUUCAUGUGAUCCAAAUUUAGGUGUUUGGGCUGUCUGGGGUAAUUGUUUAGAACCAAGUUUACCAAUAUUAGCUCUUUUUUCAUUACGUGACAUCGAUAAAGGUGAAGAACUUACAUUUGAUUAUAUGGCACGUUCGGAUUCUGAGCCAGCUUUUGAUAUCAAUAAAAUGCCACAAUCGCCAGGUGGGUCUGCCAAUCGGAGUCGGCCACGUCUAGAUUCACCUUCAUCGAAACGUGAUUCAUUAGGACCACGUACAAAAUGUAAAUGUGGCGCCGAAAAUUGUCGACAAUAUUUGUUUUAAUUUUUAGAAAUGUAAUUGGUUCAUUCACUUGAAGACACAUUUCUCCCAUAUCAAUUUUGGAUAAAUCCCUUUUUUUUUUUUUAAAUUUAACAAAAAAAAAAUUUAUAUGUAGGAAAAUUAGGUUAUACCAUAUGUUUUGGCUGGUUUCUUGAUAUCUUGAUUUUA